AUGGAACUCUUCAAAGGACCCUCUCGUCAUCGCCCUCUUCACGGCGACGAGAUCCGCCUGCUCAAGCUGCUACCGGGUAGCUUCAACGAUCCUAUCAUAUGUUACCUGGAACAUGAUUCUCUGGCAUCCGCGCCGCGAUAUGACGACCUUUCAUACGUCUGGGGCGAUGCAACCCAAACGUCGCUCAUAAUGCUCGAUGGCAAUGCAUUCUUACUCUGUGGGCUGAUGCCGUUUGCGUCAAUCAACUCGACAUUCCAGGAGCGGAAUGUCCAAGUGGCCAGGAUGAGGGACAUAUUUGAACAGGCUAAUCGCACGGUUAUAUGGCUUGGCGACUACGCUCCUCAGACUAAAGAGAGCGUUGACUCGGCCUUCAAUCUUGUGGAGCGGGUCUUUGACAUUUUGAAGAACGGCGGAUACACCCAUGCCGCUGUCCAAGACAUCAUCAAGGACCAUGAUGCUGAUGUCCGCGUUCUUCAGGAAAUCGUUCAGCGUCCUUGGUUCUACGGAGUGUGGGCCAUCCAGGAGAUUGCCAUGUGCAAGACGCCAGAAGAGUACAAUUCUAUUCACAACAUUCUGUCUAUCUACCGCCGCUAUCGCAAUGGCAAGAAGCAAACGACGUCCUAUGGAUUCACGGGAUGCGGCGCUGAACAGCUGGUCACAUUUUUAUCGCGGGGUGCAUGCGCUUUCGAAGCGACCGACGAGCGGGACAAGAUAUGUGCUCUCUUGGGCCUAUUGCCCUCUAAGAUCCUUCCUCCUCAGCUACGGCCAAACUACGCCCUGACCGCGGAGCAAAUUUUUGGGGACUACGCAGUGUAUAUGCUUGAAGAGACGAAGUAUCUCGACAUCCCGACUUGCUGCUCUGGUUCGCGACCCGGUCUCCCUUCCUGGGUUCUAGAUUGGAAGAAUGGGUAUUCAUCGGAGCCUUUUCAUCUUGGCAAGGUCUCAUAUAUUCGUUUCCUAGAGGGAAAUAAGAAGAUGGAGAUCGACUGCAUGGUUUUGAGUCACAUUGCCAAGGUCCUCAACCCUGUGGAAAUUGCUGCCGAAUUCACAGGGCGCGUGGAACUCGAGUGGGAAUCGGAGGAUUCCGCAGUAACGCUGCCGCAAUCUCACGAAAAGAUUGCCAACCCAGCAGAGGCAAUGUCGAACGUCUAUGGCAUCCUACCAUCUGUUGAGACUAAAUGGUUUGGGUGCCGAGCGCUCGACGCAAACCUGACGCCGGUAGAGUUGGACCGUUGGGAUUGCCGCGCUGGAGAUUGGGUUCGGGGGAUCUAA
Rhinocladiella mackenziei CBS 650.93 is the source of this 1272-nucleotide messenger RNA. RefSeq lists its product as uncharacterized. Bases 1 to 1272 code for a protein of 423 amino acids. The transcript has 4 exons. Lineage: Eukaryota; Fungi; Ascomycota; Eurotiomycetes; Chaetothyriales; Herpotrichiellaceae. The record is from RefSeq and is a predicted model, not a curated record.